UUGCUAUAAGUAAGAUUUGCCGCAGGCUUUUCUCGCCUCUCUUAAACGAAACCAGCACACUCAAAGUAGCGUCUUUCCAUCCCAGGCACCGAUCACCAGUCCUGCGUGACACUUCACUUUCCCGACGCACAGCACGGAUCCAGAAAACAACCUCUGCGAUGCUCGCCUUCUUCAAUGCUUCGCUUCGAAGUCCGAGCGCUUGAUUUCUUCACUAACCACUAUCGAAGGUCUCGUAGGUAACGCCGGAAUCCUUAGUAUCACUCCUUCAGCUCGGACUGACGCCCCCUAUCUUUUCUCCAACUAUAUCCUCACUGCCGCUUUUUCUGUGACUGAAGUUCUAGGGUUUUUGAGAGGUGUAGCCAUUUAUCUUGAAUUGAUGAGAUUUCGAUUUUUAUUGAAUCGGCUGUGGUGAUUGUGUUAGUUUUAACUUCUUGAAGAGAAGAAGAUGGAUGUUGCUUGUGGUUUUUGGCACUCUGGCGUCGCCUAUUAUGGCGUUUAUCCGGGUUCUGGCAUAAGAAGUACAGGAUUUAAGUCGGGUGCUAGGGAUUGUAGUGUUGCUGGAGAUUAUAGGGUUUUCUGUCGAUUACGUUCAGCAAAGAGGAGAAACCACGCUGUAAGUGCUAGCCACUGCGGCUCGCAGCGUUCAGUUUGUCGAGUUCUUUUUCCUCAUUUGCAUGUGAGGCGGCGUUCUCUGGCUGACAGUUCAUGCAAUUGCAGAAAACAUUGGAAGGAAGCUGUGUGGUUGCAGUGUCAGAGAAAUGACUCUUUGGCAUAUGUUGAUGGGGAAGGUCAGGAUCUUACUGAAAGUCCUAAGAUGUCAAAAUCUGAUCCUUUGGCUGAGGGCACAGAAGUAGCAUCAAUUUCUGUUACAGAAACUAAUGGUUCGGUGGAUAAUGUAAAGGGUGACAAUCAGUUGGAGGAUUUAAGAGAAAUGCUUCAGAAGGCUAUGAAGGAGCUUGAAGUUGCCAGGCUUAACAGUAUCAUGUUUGAGCAGAAGGCUCAGAAUACAUCUGAAUUUGCAUUCGCGUUAAAAGAUGAAGCAGAAAGUGCUUGGAGAGAUGUUACUUCUGCUGUUACUAUGAUUCAGGAGAUAAUUAAUGAAGAGACUACGGCAAAAGAAGCUGUCCAGAAGGCCACUAUGGCCCUUUCAAUGGCCGAGGCUAGGCUAAGGCUGGCAACAGGAUUAUUGGAUCCCACAGAAGAGAUAUCAGUCUCGGCGGAGCCUUCUAUGCAGAGCGAAGUGGAGCAGGACCUUCUUUCUGCCCAGGAGGAGAUUAAAGAUUGUAAGGCUCGUUUGGAUAACUAUGAAGCCGAGUUGAAGAGAAUCCAAACAAAAAAGGAGGAGCUGCAGAAGGAAGUAGACAGGUUGAGUGAAAUUGCUGAGAAGACUCAGCUGAAUGCCUUGAAGGCAGAGGAGGAUGUUGCCAACAUAAUGCUCCUGGCAGAGCAAGCAGUUGCUUUUGAAUUGGAGGUGACACAACAUGUGAAUGAUGCAGAGCUUGCAUUGCAGAAAGUAGAGAAGGUUGCCUUUUCAGCUGAUCUGCUGGAACAACCUUCCCAAGAACAGCUAAUUGAGGAAGUGGACCACGAUGCAGAGAAGACUAGUUCAGCUGUUGCUGAUGGCUUAACUGUAGUAAGAGACAUUGGAGUGUCACCUGCUAGUGAUGUGGCUGAGCUGAUUGUGGGGUCGGCACAAAGCUCUGAUCAGAUGAAUGGCAUGCCGAGUUCAUUUCCUGACAAAGAAUCUGAGGACGAUACAAAGAAAGGAAAGAAGCAGGAACUUCAGUCAAAAGAUCUAACCAAGGAUUCAACUUUAAAUGUUCCAAAAGGAUUAUUAAAAAAAUCUUCUCGUUUUUUUUCUGCAUCUUUUUUCUCUUUUAAAGUAGAAGGCAAAGAAUUCACUCCUUCAACUGUUAUCCAAGGGCUAGCCAUGUUUGCUAAGAAACAAGCACCAAACCUAGUUCUCGGGACUUUGCUUCUUGGACUUGGGACUGUUCUUUUGAGUACUCGAGCAGAAAAAAAUUAUCAGCUGCUUCAACAGCCAGAUUUAGUAACUAGUAUUGAAGAAGUAACCUCAACUGCAGAACCUUUGGUUCAGGAGAUAAGGAGGUUCCCUAAAAGAUUGAAAAAGCUUAUUGCGCUUUUACCACAGCAAGAGAUAAAGGAGGAAGAAGCUUCCCUUUUUGAUAUGCUAUGGCUGUUGUUAGCCAGUGUAAUUUUUGUUCCUAUAUUCCAAAAGAUUCCUGGUGGUAGUCCUGUACUUGGAUACCUGGCUGCUGGUAUUCUUAUUGGUCCUUAUGGACUGUCUAUUAUCCGUCAUGUUCAUGGGACAAAGGCCAUUGCUGAAUUUGGAGUUGUUUUUCUGCUCUUUAAUAUUGGACUUGAGCUUUCUGUGGAAAGGUUAAGUUCAAUGAAGAAGUAUGUUUUUGGGUUAGGCUCUGCUCAGGUUCUGGUGACUGCAGUUGCAUUUGGCUUGGCUGCCCAUUUUUUUACUCGGCUUCCAGGCCCUGCAGCAAUUGUUAUUGGUAAUGGUCUAGCUUUGUCAUCCACCGCAGUAGUCUUACAGGUGCUCCAAGAAAGAGGAGAGAGCACAUCACGACAUGGUCGUGCUACAUUUUCCGUUUUGCUUUUUCAGGACUUGGCUGUGGUUGUUUUACUAAUACUGAUACCUCUUAUUUCACCCAAUUCUUCCAAAGGAGGGAUUGGUUUUCAGGCAAUAGCAGAAGCCCUUGGAGUGGCUGGUGUCAAGGCAAUGGUUGCCAUAACAGCCAUAAUUGCUGGGGGGCGGUUGCUUCUUCGGCCAAUUUAUAGACAAAUUGCAGAGAAUCAGAAUGCAGAGAUUUUUUCGGCAAAUACCCUCCUUGUCAUUCUUGGAACUAGUCUCCUUACAGCUCGAGCUGGACUGUCUAUGGCACUGGGAGCUUUUUUGGCUGGUCUCCUCUUGGCAGAAACAGAAUUUUCUUUGCAGGUUGAGUCAGAUAUUGCUCCUUACCGGGGUCUCCUUUUAGGACUAUUUUUCAUGACAGUUGGAAUGUCAAUUGAUCCAAAGCUUCUUCUUUCCAACUUUCCUGUUAUCCUUGGGAGUCUGAGUCUCUUAAUUUGUGGCAAGUGUAUAUUGGUUGCUUUACUAGGUAAGAUUUUUGGCCUUUCAACUAUAGCUGCUGUUCGAGUUGGUCUUCUACUUGCUCCUGGUGGAGAAUUUGCAUUUGUUACUUUUGGAGAUGCUGUAAAUCAGGGAAUACUGUCUUCUCAACUAUCAUCUAUACUAUUUCUGGUGGUUGGUAUUUCAAUGGCUCUUACACCAUGGUUAGCAGCUGGAGGCCAGUUGCUUGCUUCUCGAUUUGAGCAGCUUGAUGUUCGAAGUUUACUACCAGUGGAGAGUGAGACCGAUGAUCUACAAGACCACAUCAUUAUAUGUGGUUUUGGACGAGUUGGACAGAUUAUUGCUCAACUUCUUUCUGAGCGUUUGAUUCCAUUUGUUGCGCUUGACGUUAGAAGUGAUCGGGUUGCAGUUGGGCGUGCUCUUGACUUACCUGUAUAUUUUGGAGAUGCUGGGAGUAGAGAGGUCUUACACAAAGUUGGGGCUGAGAGAGCUUGUGCUGCUGCAAUUACAUUGGAUACACCUGGUGCAAAUUAUUACAGAACUGUGUGGGCUCUUAGCAAAUAUUUCCCCAAUGUGAAGACAUUCGUCCGAGCUCAUGAUGUUGACCAUGGCAUUAAUCUGGAGAAAGCAGGAGCAACUGCGGUUGUACCAGAGACAUUGCAAAUACAUAAGAACACUAUGCUCAGCUCCCUGUUUUUCCUGCAGGCCAAGCUGCCAACUUCCGAAAUUGCAACAGUUAUUAAUGAAUUCAGAGCCCGUCACCUCUCUGAGCUCACUGAGAUAUGUGAGGCAAGAGGUGGAUCGCUGGGUUAUGGAUUCUCAAGAGUCAUGUCCAAGACGAAAUCUCUGAAUUCUUCUGAUUCGGAUGAUGAUGAAUUUGUUGAAGGUACACUGGCAAUUUGAUCAAACAAGUAGAGUAGAUAAAAAGAACUCUUUUUUAUUAUUAUUAUUAUUUUUUUUUUUUUAGCAUAAUUUUGAAACCUGUACAGCUAGUUCAGAUACAUUUGUAUAGUGAAAUGAACAGCUCACAUGGAAACAUACGUUUCUUAGUAGAGUAAAUGAGGCUUUGCUGGCUCAAA
Messenger RNA from Phalaenopsis equestris, 4182 nucleotides. RefSeq names its product K(+) efflux antiporter 2, chloroplastic-like. Gene Ontology annotation, cellular component: chloroplast; membrane. Lineage: Eukaryota; Viridiplantae; Streptophyta; Magnoliopsida; Asparagales; Orchidaceae. The record is from RefSeq and is a predicted model, not a curated record. Gene Ontology annotation, molecular function: potassium:proton antiporter activity. Gene Ontology annotation, biological process: potassium ion transport; proton transmembrane transport.